AUGUCGCAGCUAGUGAAGAGGGAUGCUGAUACCGCAUUCGAGGGCAGUGCGAAUGGCAGUCCUCAUGCACUCAAGCGCCAGAGAAAGAGGAGAGCGCGAAAGAGCGAGGACGAGGACGCUCUAAAACCUCCGAAGACCGAGUCAUCUCCUACUGCGGUGUCAUCUGCAAAGCAAACGAGAAAGCAGGCCGCGAAAUUGCAAGAUAUUGUUGGCCCAACGCAAGUCUCAAAAGUAACAGACAAGACCGACAUACCACCAAAAUCCCAGGUGGAAGAGCUGAUGAGCAAGUCAGCUGGUGCAGAAGAUGGGCCAGCUGGCAAACCGCCUUCCACGGAAGAUACCACCAAGGCUAUAGUAAAGAAACCAAAAAGAGCUCAGCAGAAAUUCUUGCAAAUUGAGAAGAGAAGAGGGAAGCAAACAGAGGUGGAUAACAACGGGUGGUCUCUAUCCCCGAGCACGGGCGGCGUCUUUGUUGACCAGGAUCCCCUUUUGACGGACAAUGAUCAAUAUCUGAUUCUCCCGACGCACUCGGAGAUUCAUGUUUAUUCCACCAAAACCUCGCUGCUGGUUAGAAGCUUCCGCGUCGAUAACAAGUCCGAUAUUACAAGUUGCGCCCUCUCCUCCGCCGACCCAAGGAGAGUGUAUGUCACCAGCUCGCGAGGGCUUCUUUCUUUGUUCGAUUGGACAACAGGCGAAAAGCUCAGUCGUCAUAACACCGGACGGGGACUGCAGCAAGUGUUGCCUCUGACGUCCGUGAGUGGGAAAGAGACAAUACUUGCUUUACAAGACGUUCAAUCCAGCAAAUCCGCUCUCAUCUUUGAUGCCAACCUAUUCACCAAUCAGUUGAAGGAAAUAACGACGGUUCUCCACAGAGUUGGCGUUGCGCCCAUCAUCAGGUCAUUCGCCAGUGGAAGUGUCUUGAUUGCUUGUGCAGCAGACAGACUUUUGGUUGGUCAGUCACAAAUUGAUGCUGAUGGCAAGCUUUCAUUGGAUUACACCUGGAGAGAAGUGUCUGUCUCUGCACCGAUUCUAAGCUUCGACGCUCAGAUCAACGUGGGCAAAUCGAAAAGUGGCAGGAAGGUGCCUUUGGUAGAUGUCGUGCUCGGGUUGAACAGCGGGGUCAUUGUUUACUACGAAGAUCUUCUGUUCAAACUCAUUGGCAAGGAGAAAAAGAACUCGACAGACGAGAUAGUAGCACGCAAACUCCACUGGCACAGGACGGGGGUCAACUCGGUGAAAUGGUCUCGAGAUGGCAACUACAUCAUUUCCGGAGGAAACGAGACAGUGCUCGUCAUCUGGCAAUUGGACACGAAUCAGAGGCAAUAUCUGCCUCAUCUGUCGACCCCCAUUCUUGGAUUGACCGUCUCUGCUACGGGGUCAGCAUAUGCCUUACGGCUGGGCGACAACUCCGUCAUGGUCCUGUCGACGGCAGAUCUGCUACCCUUUUCGAGCAUCAGCGGGCUGGCCUUGGGAGAUGUCCAGUCGACUUCUUCCACGAUGCUACUGCAUCCGACAAGUGCAAAUCGACUCCUAGCAGCGGCCACUGCUAAUGCUGUCACACAUGGGUCUCGCCGAGGCAGAGGCUCGACUCUCCUGCAAGUCUACGAUCUCGAGUCCAACCUUCAACUCGGCCGACAGGCUCUGACGAGGAACAUGACAACGGCAAAGAACGUGGCUCCUAGUGGUGACAUAGUCAGGGAACCCAAUGUGACCCAUGUUGCUAUCAGCCACGACGGGAAGUGGUUAGCAACAGUUGACGAAUGGCAGCCGAACGAGCAAGACAUUGAGACAAUGUACAUUGACGCGGACGAUGCGUCAACACGAGGUGCGGCAGUCGAAACGACUCUCAAGUUCUGGCAUUGGAAUGAAGAUGAGGGCACGUGGGAGCUGGUCACUCGGGUUGAUGAACCUCACAAGCCAGGUGUUGGCUCUGUUCUCGGUCUGAGCGUCAAUCCGACCAAAGUCGAGAUUACUACUAUCGGUUCGGAUGCUUCUGUUCGACUGUGGACUCCCAAAGCGCGACACCGUAACGGCGUUGCUGUCAAGAACCAGUCCAACGAGCAGCUGUACACCUGGGCGACCUCGAAGACGAUAAACUGCGAAUCAGAGGCGCAGGGUCGAGCUGGACCUGCAACAUCUGCAGCAGUCACCUAUUCCGACGACGGUUCGGUACUGACGGCUUCGUGGUCUGGGCCAGCGUCGGCCCAUCGGUAUGUCCAGCUCAUCGAUCCUGCGACGGGCCAGAUCUGUGGUUCCCAACCGGACCUUCUGUCGCCGGGCGAGGGCAAGCUUGCCUUCGUAGGCCGUUACCUUGUCUGUCUGUCUCAGUAUCUCAACAUCUUCGAUACUCUGACCAGCAGGAUCGUCGCGAGUGUCGGUCUCGACCCAGAGUACGUUGCACCGGGUAGUAAUAGCCCAAGCCAUCUUGCCACGAACAAAUUGGACGGCACUGUUGCUGUCAGCAUUUCACGUGCUGACAAACCUCGAGCGACCAAACUGGUUGUCCUGAGUCUUCGCACAGGCGAGUUGAAGUGUGUGCACGAGACUUCCUUCACUGGGGCGCUGAAGGGACUGCUCGCCCUGACGACCACCCCAGGUUAUUUGAUGAUCGACGACAAGAAUCGGUGUCGAUCACUAAGACCAGCAGGGGCUUGGAAUGUCGGUCACGGCGGAUCGGCCGACGCACAGCAGGAGUCCGAUCUCGUCACGAGAAGCCUGGACAGUAUUUUCGGCAAGGGUCAUACGACUGCCGUUGCGGAGGCCUCCCAAGCCGGUAGAGAGCCGCAGAGACUGUUGACGGCCGCGUCUACGGAUGCUACAGCUACAAAUCCCACGUCUGGGGCCGGAGGUCUGGACAGCGUGUUGAAUAUCGUGUCCUCGACUCAGGCGCCAACCCCGGAGCAGCUGUUCCAGAGAGUGGUAGGAGUUCUAGCGCGGGCAUAG
Capronia coronata CBS 617.96 is the source of this 2943-nucleotide messenger RNA. RefSeq lists its product as uncharacterized. Gene Ontology annotation, cellular component: nucleolus. The transcript has a single exon. The record is from RefSeq and is a predicted model, not a curated record. NCBI's taxonomy places the organism in Eukaryota, Fungi, Ascomycota, Eurotiomycetes, Chaetothyriales, Herpotrichiellaceae. Gene Ontology annotation, molecular function: protein binding; RNA binding. Gene Ontology annotation, biological process: positive regulation of transcription by RNA polymerase I; positive regulation of rRNA processing. The coding region runs from base 1 to 2943 and encodes 980 amino acids.